GUAUCAAUUGGUGCUCUCAUUUUUGAACUCGCCCAAAAAAAAGAGUGAAAGAUUAGUCACCGCCGUCAAAUUUGCUGCCGUCGGCUCUCUUUUAUCUUAAUCGUGCAGCAAUUCAAGGGACAACUGCGGUUCCAAUGUUGACAUCUGCUCUUUGAUCCGUGAAGAAAUACACCAGCAAUGGAUUCUCUGUUGGACAAAGUUCUUGGUUUACUCGAGAAAGUUCUACGGGGACAAAUCGAAUUUUAUGAAGGCGUGUGUGCAGUUGAAGAUUCCGUGGAUGAAAUUAUAAAGAAACUUCAAGCAUUUCAUCCAAUUGAAGGUCAACCAAAAUAUGAUUCCGAAGUAUAUGCGUUCGCCGUAGAGGCCUUUUGUUCAAUACAGGAUUUAGUUCGUGGUCUCCCAAUUAUGUCGAGCCUGAUUCCUAUAGAGUUAUACAUUUUCAAAGCAACCAUGAUGCGCUCUAUAAGAAAACUCAUCGGCCCUCCACGAGAUCCGGCCCCUACAGUAUCUGUGCAGAACACAACUUUCCAGGACCAGGAAGUUGAAAAAGAAAUUUUUAUUGAUCCUGUUGGUGUUCCUGAUGAUGAUCUUAUUAUUGAUCACAUAGAUGUUGUGCCUAUUACCGUUGCUGAUAUUGUUGAUGUUUCUGGUGACGAUAAACGAGCCCACACACUCCAAGAAAAAUAUUCAAGUGAUG
Molecule: messenger RNA, 697 nt
Organism: Cuscuta campestris
Lineage: Eukaryota; Viridiplantae; Streptophyta; Magnoliopsida; Solanales; Convolvulaceae
Source: the annotation of a GenBank genome assembly